Messenger RNA from Emiliania huxleyi CCMP1516, 1131 nucleotides. RefSeq lists its product as hypothetical. Lineage: Eukaryota; Haptophyta; Isochrysidales; Noelaerhabdaceae. The record is from RefSeq and is a predicted model, not a curated record. Gene Ontology annotation, biological process: tRNA pseudouridine synthesis. Gene Ontology annotation, molecular function: pseudouridine synthase activity; RNA binding. The transcript has 4 exons. The coding region runs from base 1 to 1131 and encodes 376 amino acids.
AUGGCAUCCACCGCUGCAGGCACAUCAAAGAACGCGCACGGGCCUCUCCGCGACAGGGCCGCAGAGCGCACAGAGGCGGAGUGGGAGACCAUCUAUGCGGCCCGCAAGGCCCGUAAGGAGAAGCACCGUGCCCGUGCUGCUGGCGUGAUCGAUCGGCGCAAUCCACGCUGCCGCCGCUACUGGAUGGUCCUCUCCUACGAGGGCGGCGGCUUCCACGGCUGGCAGAAGCAGGAGCUGGCUGACGGCCCGCUGAGGACUGUCGAGGGCGUGCUGGAGGAGCGGCUGCGGCCGGUGCUCGCGCAGCGGGUCAAGUUUUGGCCGGCGGGCCGCACCGAUGCCGGCGUCUCGGCGCGCGGGCAGGUGGCGCAGUUCGACGCCGUCCUGCCCGAGUCGACGGCGCUGACUGCUCUCACCGGCGCCGUCAACGCGGCCUUGCCUCCCGACGCGCGCAAGGGCUCGUCGACGAGCGCGUGCCUGUGGAAGCGAUAUGUGUACCGCGUGGAAGGCGAGCCUGCUGCGGUGCUCGCCGCCUGCCGGAGGGUGUGCCAAGAGGCGCGAGGCAGCGGCGAGGGCGGCGUGGGGGAGGACAGGGCCGGUGGCGGCGAGGGAGGGUGCGGGACCGUCGACGUCGAGGCGAUGCGUCGCGCAGGCGCGUUGCUCGAGGGGAGGCGCGACUUUGCAUCCUUCCAGAGCAAAGGCGGCCGCAGCACCACGGUGCGCACGCUGCACCGCUGCGACGUGCGCUGGUGCGAGGGCGAGGGGCUCGCCAUCACCCUCGAGGGAGACGGUUUCCUGUACAACAUGGCGAGGAUCGUCGCGGGCACGCUCCUGCAGGCCGCCGCCAACAACCCCUCCUCCUCACAGAGACACACCGCACAGCCGCCCCCGCUCGCGCCAUCUUGCCGCCACUCGGGACUGGACUCCGCGCAGGUCGGCGUCGGGUGCAGGAGCGCGAGCAGCGUCGAGCAAGUACUCGCCGCUGCCGACCGCGUCGCCGCGGGCCCGACGGCGCCCGCGGCGGGGCUGUGCCUCGAGCACGUCGAGUAUGAGCGGCCGUGGGGCGGGGAGCGCGGGGCCAGUCGAGGGGAGGCGGCUGGGCAAGACGACGUCGUCGUCGACGAGGCGUCCUGA